AUGAACUUCACCCUCAUUUUUUCCUUGCUCGUCAUCUUCUUCUACGACGCGGUGCCAACCUUAUCAAAUGAGCAAGUCCAACCCGGUGUUUACAUCGCUCCUGCGUUCCCUAUCCAUCGAGUUGGGCGCACAGCACUCCGCUUCUUGCAGGUACACGAACUCUUCUUACGCGGACUCACCGAAACCAACUUGAAGCUCGUGCGCCAUCCGAGAGUAGCUUUUGGAGGGGGUGGCCAAACAUCCAAUACGUCUUUGCUUUGUGUGAUUCGCUUCUCAUUUCACCGCGCUAGAGUUAACACUGACAGUGGCGAUUCAUAUACAAGCACGGGCUUUGAUACGACCGGGACUCAACCCAGUCUGACAAACCCAUUGGGCAAUCCGACCUAUCCAGGGAAAACUUCGUCCGAUGGACCGAAUUAUAUUGACUUUUUGACCACCACUUACAAUCAAAGUGUUGUGCAAACCUACAAUUUCGGGUUCGGUGGCGCACUGAUCGAUAAUACUAUCGUUCAAUCGCCAUUUGGUGCUAUACCAAGCUUGGUUGAUCAGGUCAAGUCGGAAUUCCAAGCCAAGUAUGUUGGAGCCCCUCUAUUUCCCUGGGCAUCGAACAAUGCGCUCUUCACUCUGUUCUUUGGAAUCAAUGACGCCAUUUAUACGUACUCGAGACCAAACAAUGACUCCUUACAAUACGCCCAAAUCAAAUCUUAUGAAAACAUACUAAAUCAGCUGUACCAGGAUGGGGCUCGAAAUUUCGUCAUUCUCAAUAUCCCGCCGGUGGAUAGGACGCCUAUGGCAUCAGUGGCAGGCGCCUUCCUGAUAGAAUCGCAAGCAAAUUGGAUCGGAAGGUUUCUCUUCCGUUUGAAUCAGCUCGUGAUAAAUUUCGUCCGUCGCCACCCCGAUGCCACUGCCUUUCAAUUCGACACAAAUUACCUUUUCUCGCUUGUGCUCGACAAUCCCUCCCGAUUUCCAGAAACGGCUGGCUACCAUAACACUACUAAAUAUUGUCCGGCAUAUCAACACGGCACUACCAGCAUGACGGCUUUCGACCCUACCUGCGGAAUCCCAGUCAACGAGUACUUCUGGCUGAAUGACUUACAUCCUACCUAUCCUAUGCACAAUUUCAUGGCAUCCCAACUCACUCGUGGGUGGUAUGGACUUUAUUGCCAACUCGGUGCUCCAAGCCCCCAUGUUCUUGAUGAGCCUUAUGCGCUACAUUACGCCGACUUUGGAUCACAUGUACAUGUCACGGCUGCCAUGGUUACUUCUUUUCAGCUGACACUUCCGGCAAGGUUCAUGGACUCUUUGAAAUGGGUGGACAAGACGUACUAUCAAAAGCACAAGUCCGACGAUCCCUCAACUCUACGAGCUACUUAUUACACCGAACUGCAGAUGUACCAGGCGCACGGCGACACAAGCAAGCAUAAGAAACCUUGGGACGCAGUGACUGCAUUCUUGGUACGCUUUGGAAGAAGAGCCGCGAUCUCAUUGACAAUCUAUGCGCUCUCCUAUCUGCCUGUGGUAGGACGGUUCGUCCUCCCUGCUGCUAGCUUCUACACUUUCAAUAACGUGGUCGGGCCAAUACCUGCGACGGUCAUUUUUGGCAGUGGCAUUUUCUUACCAAGAAGAUACCUCGUCAAAUUUUUGACGAGUUUCUUUUCGUCGCGGAGUUUGAUGCGCGAGUUGGUAUGUAGGACCCACAAGGGAGAAAGCAGGAUGCUGAUAGCUCAACAGCUGGAACCCUAUUUCUCUCGAAUUCGCUUUUCUGGAGAACAAAAGAAGCGCUGGUUCCGUGAUCGCGAGGGCGUCCUUUUUGGUUUUGGCGUUGGCUUCUACAUCUUCUUGAAGAUUCCUCUUCUAGGCGUGCUCAUUUAUGGCAUCGCUGAGGCAUCCACGGCAUACCUCAUCACCAAGAUUACAGAUCCUCCGCCUCCGCCAGCAUAUGCAGAGAAGUUCGCUGAAAGCCAAGUGACAUGGGAAAACAAACAAGAGUUUUUACGACUACCCUUGGGCAAUCUGGAUGCCAGCAACGUCGAUACUUCCGAGAAAAAGCAGGAUCCCAUUGAUACCGCCGGAGCAGGCGCGAAGAAAUUCUCCUGA
Bacidia gigantensis is the source of this 2097-nucleotide messenger RNA. RefSeq lists its product as uncharacterized. Lineage: Eukaryota; Fungi; Ascomycota; Lecanoromycetes; Lecanorales; Ramalinaceae. The record is from RefSeq and is a predicted model, not a curated record. The transcript has 5 exons. Gene Ontology annotation, molecular function: hydrolase activity, acting on ester bonds. The coding region runs from base 1 to 2097 and encodes 698 amino acids.